Messenger RNA from Fomitiporia mediterranea MF3/22, 3059 nucleotides. Its product is annotated as ATP-dependent protease La. Bases 72 to 2807 code for a protein of 911 amino acids. Gene Ontology annotation, molecular function: serine-type endopeptidase activity; ATP-dependent peptidase activity; ATP hydrolysis activity. Gene Ontology annotation, biological process: protein targeting to peroxisome; protein processing; protein catabolic process. The record is from RefSeq and is a predicted model, not a curated record. The transcript has 9 exons. Gene Ontology annotation, cellular component: peroxisomal matrix. NCBI's taxonomy places the organism in Eukaryota, Fungi, Basidiomycota, Agaricomycetes, Hymenochaetales, Hymenochaetaceae.
GCUGUUCUCUUUCUUGUUUGCCUUCGUCCUGGUCUCUCCUUGCUGCUGCCUGCGACGUUGAGCUCGCGACAAUGCCCAAGCUACCAAUUCUCCCAUUGCCACACCCUACCAUCCUUCUGCCAGGCGUCAGCGUCUCAGUGCCACUCAACGUCGAUCUUGGUCAGCAUCUCGCCGCAUACGUCCAAGAAUCAAGUGGUCCGGCCGUCGUCGCUGCUGUACCAAUAAUUAGCCCAAAUUCAAGUGAAGGAGAGACACCGGUCUUGAAUGACUGGGGAUGCGCUGCACGAGUGACGCGUCUCUUGCGUCCCUCUGCCCUAGACGAGACUGAAAAGUAUAUCGUGACUUUACAUGGACUUACACGCGUGCGGCUUGCCAAACCUCUGAAAUAUAAGUCGAAGAAGGCGGAAGAUUUGAUGUCUCAUCCUGUUGAGUAUCCACCGAAAGAAAGUGCCCCUGGAGUCGAGGUGGUGAGAGCUUUCAAGGCCGCCGCGUUCAAGCUGCUGGAUCGGCUCGUUCAAGAUGCCGGAAGAGGCUCGCGAAGAGCGGGUUGGACACGCCUUGCGACCAUGGUUGAAGAGGCGUCUGAGAAUAGGCUAACUUGGCUGGCUGAUAUUAUGAUUUGGAGUAUAGUAUCGGAAUAUGAAGAUCGUCUAGCGUAUCUCGCUGAGCAUAAGACGGAUGAACGCCUCAUGCGUGCCGCAGAUCUAUUCCUCAAGCAAAUCACGGUUACGGAAGUGUCCAAGAAAAUCGCCAACGCCGUAGAUGAGUCACUCACGAAACAACAAAAAGAGUUCUUUCUUCGACAACAGCUUGCUGCUAUCCAACGCGAACUAGCCGUCCUCGAGCGCGGAAAUGGCGGUUCUGGCCCCAUUGAUGGCGCCCAAGGUGAUCUAGAUGGAGAAGAUGCAGCGAGUGAGGACGAUCUAGCAGAAGUCAAGCGACGCAUUGAAGCAAUGGAGCGAGGUUCAGAGGAACGCAAGAUGGCAGUUCGCGAGUGGCGUCGUCUCAAGCGAAUCCCACAGCAAUCUGCGGACCAUGCUGUCGUGCGGAAUUAUCUUGAAUGGUUAACCGCUCUCCCAUGGCCUAUGGAGAACGCGCAACCGUCAGAAAGUGCAAAAGCAAUGCGGAACCGCAGCUUCAUCUCUCGUGCAAAGGAGCAACUUGAUGCGGAUCAUUAUGGCCUGGACAAGAUCAAACGCCGACUGGUCGAAUUCCUUGCGGUUAUCAGGCUUCAUCAGCUGGCUGCCGACGCCGAGUUGAAGGCAGAAGAGGCGCAAAGAGAGGCAGAAGGGGCGGAACAGUCCAAGGCAUUGAUCGUCAAAUCAGACAAGGGAGCAGAGAAUAGCGGGGAUUCACCGCCUCCUCUUGUUCCACACAUUCCUCCGAGGAAAAGGUCAAGAAAUGCUGUCAAGGGUCCUAUUUUACUGUUUGUCGGCCCUCCUGGUACAGGGAAGACUUCACUCGGGCAAUCUAUUGCACGUGCGCUCGACAGACCAUUCCAGAGAAUCUCUCUGGGAGGCGUACGCGACGAAGCAGAGAUACGUGGGCAUAGGCGAACAUAUGUCGGUAGCGGACCUGGCCUUAUAGCUCAAGCACUCAGGAAGGCCGGGCGGCUUGAUCCAGUUUUAUUGUUAGAUGAAAUUGACAAAGUGGGACCAAGCAACUAUCAUGGAGAUGUAGGUUCGGCUCUGCUCGAGGUCCUGGAUCCCGAGCAGAAUUUCUCUUUCAACGAUCACUACAUCAACGUACCCAUUGACCUCAGCCAAGUCCUCUUUAUCUGCACCGCCAACACACUCGAUACGAUCUCUGCUCCCUUACUGGACCGAUGCGAGAUCGUCGCACUCGCAGGGUAUACGCACGCGGAGAAAACACACAUCGCACGACGCUUCCUCCUACCCAAGCAACUUCGAGCAAAUGCACUAGACGAAGCACGUCUUGAGAUAAGCGACGCGGUGUUGACUUCGAUAGUUACGAACUACACGCGCGAAGCCGGUGUACGCAGCCUCGAGCGAGCGAUUGGGGCUGUUGUGCGUGCAAAGGCCGUUGCGUGGUCUGAAGCUGUCGAUACUGGGAAGGAAGGGGAUUAUAAUACGAAGGUAGAGGAAAGUGAUUUGGAGGCUAUCUUGGGCGUUGCGAGGUGGGAUGGAGAAGAAAAAGAGAGGGAAGCAAGGAGAGGUGUUGUUUAUGGGCUUGUUGUGAUGGGCCUAGGAGAGGGCGGGAUACUUCCUGUUGAAACUACAGCUGUACCUGGCACUGGGCAGCUGAAGCUUACGGGAUCACUUGGUGAGGUCAUUAAAGAAAGCGGCGAACUGGCACUAAGCUGGGUGAAGACCCACGCAUACAUGCUUAACAUUACGAUCACACCCGCACAGGAUCCAUUAAAGUUCCCUGACCCAAUCGACGUGCAUCUCCACUUGCCUGCUGGUGCGCAGAAGAAGGAUGGCCCGAGUGCAGGUGUUGCGAUGACGUGUGCCUUCGUCUCUCUACUCACAGGAGCAGUUGUACCCUCGAAUGUUGCUAUGACAGGCGAGAUCACGCUUCGCGGACGCGUAACACCCGUAGGAGGGAUCAAAGAAAAGAUCCUCGGCGCUCACCGUGCCUCCAUCACCAAAGUCAUCCUCCCGCUCUCAAACCGCAAAGAUGUCGAACAUGACGUCCCGCCCGACGUUCGCGCAUCGCUUGACCUCGUGUUCGUGCGCACGGUCGAGGAAGCUUUAGACGCUGCGUUUGGGAAGGACGUGCUCGAGUGGAGAAUCGGUGCAAGAGCGAGCAAGAGCGGGACUUUACUUGUUGAGAGUAGGCUUUGAGGUGGUUUGUUCUUGGUUUCUUCGAAUCCUUGUAUUGAAAAUCUGCAUUGAAUCGUCAUCGUCGUGUUUUGGUUGUCUUCUGCCUAACGUAUUUCUUGCCGUGUUGCAUCGCACCGCUGCUAUCCAGUCCAGUUUUGUUUUUGUUUUGCUUUCUGUCUUACCAAGUCACACUCAAACUGUACUCCAACAACAUCCCAAAGUGUCGAAAUAAUCGUGUACGUAUACGUAUAUUCAUAAUAAUUACAUUGCAAA